CCAUGAGCAUUCAUGCCGGUGUAACAGUAACAAAUGCCCCCUGGAAAAAGUGUCCGGCCCUAUUGUAUUCUGUAAUAUGGUUCUAUAGAGACCCUGACCGUCAAUAGGUCAGAGAUUGCGCAUAAUAGAAUCCUUUGUUUCCCGGGCAUUCUAUCCUAGGGCAUUUUAAACUUCUACACCGGUGACAAAUGGACUCUUUCACCAGUCUCCUCCAUUCACUCAUUACAGAGACUGGUACUUGACGGCAAUUCACUCGUCAUGAACUCGAUUUGGGGGCGAAAGCCACGUGCUUUACUGCAGGAUGGGUAACCUCGAUCCAAGUGAAUGAUCUGGAAUACCAGAGCGCUCGGUAUGACACUGACAGUCCAUCCACUGUCUGCACUGAAAAUGUAUGGCUCGCCUCGGAGAAUAAGAUAAGAACGUUUGAACAUAGUCGACUGAAAAGAUGAUGCAUCAGACUUUUUCCGCAACUUCUAGAAAACUUUUACAAAACAUAUCCAACCAGUUCAACCGAGGAUCUCAAUCUUUGGAGCCAUGCCUUCCUGUCCUCGCUUCAUUCAAGAGGAAUGCCCAAAAGUGGAAGAAACGUCUCAUAAAGAAGGAAGAGAGGAAGGAGACUGUGUAUCAGCAUGCUGGCGAGAACACCAAGCGAGCAGAUCGGGUUUACGCGUGGGGCUAUGCUGGGACUGGAGCCCUUGGUGUUCCAACAUUCGUUGAACCAGAAGGAAACCAGAAUCCAGUUAUAUCACGGAAUCGACCUUAUCGCCUCAGACGUCUAGAUGAGCACAAUAUCAAGGUAAAAGAAGUUGCAUGUGGUUUUGGCUUCACCCUGUACAUGUGUAAAGCUCCACAAGGACCAAUGUUGUUAGGGUGUGGAAUCAACACAGACUCGCAGUUAGGAUACAUGCAAGGCAAACAUGGUCAAGGCCGUUUAGAUUAUGUCAUCUCACCAGCUGAAAUCAAACUUCCCUUUGUUCAUCCAACCACGACUGAGGUGAGACUAGCAGCAGCAGGACGGGCUCAUAGUGUCCUGGUGACAGAUAAAGAGGGCGCCUUCAGUCUCGGGAAUAACAGCUGUGGCCAGUGUGGGCGGACGGUAGUUGAGGGAGAAGAGUUCAGCGGCAGUCAGAUUAUUAAUAAAGUGCCUGUACCCGGUAAUGUGGAACAGAUUUCCAUCCCUUUGCAGGUUGUCUGUGGCAACGAGCACACAUUGUUCCUGACAGAAGAUGGAGAGGUUUAUAGCUGUGGAUUAGGUGCAGAUGGACAAACAGGUCUUGGCCAUUAUAACUCUGAGAGUAAACCAACGUUAGUGAAAGGAGACAUUGAAAAGGAGAAGAUAGUUCAACUAGCAAGUGUGGCAGAGACGGUCAUGGCCAUUUCUGAGAAAGGCGAUAUAUUUGGCUGGGGGAACAAUGAAUACAACCAGCUGUCUGUGAUCACUGAGGAGAUGCAGGUUAACGUGCCGAGGCAUCUACCAUUCAAGAAUGUGGGAAAGGUUACAAGAGUUGCUGUUGGUGGAACAAUAUGUGGCAUCUUGAAUGACGAAGGCCAAGUUUAUGUGUGGGGUUACGGAGUACUCGGCAAAGGACCAAAACUAGAACAGAGCCAUUCACCGACUCUGAUACCCGAGAUUCUUUUUGGUCGGAACGAAUUCACAUCAGAUACAACUGUAGUCGACCUGAAAGCUGGCAUGCAUUAUUUCGUUGCUCAAACAGACACGAAUGAACUUUACUCAUGGGGUAACAACCGACAUGGUCACCUUGGAUUGGGACAUGCCGAUGCUCAAUUCUUCCCCUUCAAGGUCUCCGUUCCGGCUGAAGUGUUCAAGUUUGCUUGUGGAGUUGAUCACAUGGUGGCGCUAACCAAGGCCUUCGCUUGAACGAGACGUCAGAGGGUGUUCAUGAGACUAACCCUGGACAGGAGACUAUCUGAACUUGGUUAGUGCUGGCCUAGCAUUAUAUCUUGUGACGCAACCCCUCUUUACAAUGAUGUGUGUGAGGUUACUUGCCAAUAAAGAGA
This is a messenger RNA of Lineus longissimus, 2019 nucleotides long. Its product is annotated as RCC1-like G exchanging factor-like protein. The transcript is spliced from 10 exons. Gene Ontology annotation, cellular component: mitochondrial inner membrane. Gene Ontology annotation, biological process: positive regulation of mitochondrial translation. NCBI's taxonomy places the organism in Eukaryota, Metazoa, Nemertea, Pilidiophora, Heteronemertea, Lineidae. The record is from RefSeq and is a predicted model, not a curated record. Bases 446 to 1879 code for a protein of 477 amino acids. Gene Ontology annotation, molecular function: rRNA binding; guanyl-nucleotide exchange factor activity.